Bicyclus anynana (squinting bush brown) is the source of this 6660-nucleotide messenger RNA. It is a transcript of the gene LPCAT, whose product is annotated as lysophosphatidylcholine acyltransferase. The record is from RefSeq and is a predicted model, not a curated record. Bases 182 to 1669 code for a protein of 495 amino acids. Gene Ontology annotation, molecular function: calcium ion binding. The transcript has 11 exons. Lineage: Eukaryota; Metazoa; Arthropoda; Insecta; Lepidoptera; Nymphalidae.
UUCGUGAUGAGUGGUGGAUGUUAAACAGCGUCGCGGUAAAAUAUUUCGAAUUAAAAUUCGUUUUACAAAUUAAGUAUAGUGUUGAUACAAUACGUAAGCCCGAAUCGUGUUGAUAAAAUGAGUGAAAAGGUGUGAUUUAAUUAUUAAACAAUAAGUAAAUAGCCGUUGUGCUCUCGUGAAAAUGAAUGGUAAAAUGCAUAGUGAAACUACCACUUUCUCGACUGACGGCAUGCGUGCCCAAAUAUUAAAUCCAUUUGUCCACAAAUUGGAAUUGGACAACACGUACGAUAAAAUACGGACUGCCAUCUUCACCGUGAUCCUAUUACCCUUUCGGGUCAUAGUGAUAUGUUUCCUGAUAGUCACCGCGUGGUUCCUGGCGUGCAUAGGGCUCCAUAGACUCACUGAGGACGACCUGAGGGAGAAACCCAUGACCGGGUGGAGGAGCAAGCUGCGCUUCUCGAUUCUCUCUCUCAUCCGCUUGGUGGUGGUAGCGGCUGGUUUCCAUCGGGUGCGGGUGUUGGGUCGCCAGUACGUGCCGUCGAACCGGAGGGAGGCCCCUGUGGUCGUGAUCGCGCCACACUCCUCGUACUUCGACGCCAUUGCCAUCGUCUGCCUUGGAGCUCCCAGUGUGGUCGCUAAGGCGGACACGGCGAGACUGCCCUUUAUAGGACAGUUAAUAAACUACACGCAGCCGGUAUAUGUGUGGCGCGAUGACCCCAACUCGCGGCAGAACACCAUCAAGGAGAUCAUCGAGCGCGCCACGUCCAAGGAAGACUGGCCACAGGUGCUCAUAUUCCCAGAAGGCACGUGCACGAAUCGCUCGUGCUUGAUCACGUUCAAGCCGGGCGGAUUCUACCCCGGCGUGCCCGUGCAGCCCGUUACCAUCCGCUACCCCAACGCGCGCGACACCGUCACCUGGACGUGGGACGGGCCUGGCGCGUUAAAACUGCUAUGGCUGACGUUAACUCAAGUGCACAGUUCGUGUGAGAUCGAGUUCCUACCUGUGUACUACCCCAAUGAGGAGGAGAAACAGGAUCCGAAGCUUUACGCGAGGAACGUCAGGGACGUCAUGGCCAAAGCGCUGGGCGUGCCUGUACUAGACUACACGUACGACGACUGCCGUCUCAUCGCGCAGGCAAAGCAGAUGGGUAUCCCGGGUGGCGUGGCCGUCAGGGAGGUCAGCGAGCUUAGGUCGUUGCUGGGUUUGUCGCGGUCGCAGCCGGAGCUGGAGCUGGCGCGCGCGGGCGUGGCGCAGCGCUGGCUGUCGGCGCCGGAGUUCGCGCAGCGGCUCGGCGCGCCGCUCGACUCGCGCACGCAGCGCCUCUACAAGAUAUUCGAGAGUUACGACACCGGCUUGGUGUACUUCCCCGACUACCUGAUGUGCGCCGUGUUCCUCAGCAUGCAGCACGCGCCCGCUAGCCAGCUGCUACAGUACGCUUUUAAGCUUUACGACGACACGGGCACGGGGCGGCUCAAGAUGCACAACUUCGAGGAGGUGGCGACGCGCUGCUUGGGGCUCGCGCACGAGGAGGCGCAGAACAUGUUCCGACAGGCCGACAUGGACGACAACGGGUACCUCACCUACGAGGACUUCAUGACGUUCUUUGAAAACAAAUCGGACUACUCCCUCAGUUUCGUAGAGGCGCCACUGAAGCCGAAAGCUCAGUGAGGGUCGCAGGUUCACAUCCCGACCGUCUGCAGUCAAGUAACUUAGCGUUAUAGUCAUACUUAGUACAAUCCAAAUACUAGUGAUCUUUAUAAUUAUUUGAAGCGAUUUACAAGAGCCUUACAUUUGACUUUUUCGAUAAACAAUCAUUUUUCAUCAAUUUAAAAAAAGAUAUAAAAUCAAAAUUUUUCAAGAUAAGCGUUUUCGUAGACAGAAAAAGUAAUAGACGAAUAGGCAGCAUCCGUCACAUUCGUUAACCGCUAUUUGCAAUUCGUUAACCGUUAUUAUUCAGACACAACAAAUUUGAAAAUUGACAUUCAGUAACAGAUUUUUAUGCUUUUAUGAAAAAAUAUAAAUAAACGUAGUGUGAGCACAAAAUUGAACCCUUAUUAUUCAAUUAACCAGAUAUCUUAAUUUAUUAUGUUGGAAAAAAUGGUUCAGUGUAGUGUAUUGUAUUGUAGUAAUUGUCAUGUGAAUAUCACGUCAAAAUCAAACGUCUUCGCCUUUGAACAUACUUGUUUACUAUGUUUUCUUCUAUUUUCUUUGUUAUUGUUCUUUUUGUGCAAUAACGGUUAAAUAAAUACAAAUACAUGUAUAAAAAAACAUUUAACUUAGAACGGCACGCCAAUAAGUCGUCUAUUUGUUUCUUUGUCUACGGGAAAUCUAUUUGUCAUUAUUAUUUAGCAUUAAUGGCUUAUAGCUCGUUGAAAUAAAUUGUUGGUAAAAAUCGGGUCAAAUAGAACAUUGCUCACGUUUGAUUUUAUUAAUAGCGAAAAUUAAAUAUUAUUAUUAAACGUAGGGUAGUUUAUUAGUAUUAGAUAUUUCUGCAGACGUAGGGACUGUGAAUAGUUUCUGGAGAUAAUUUUAGUGUAUUUAGAUGAUAAUCUGACAGGUAUGUUGCGAAUUAUGUUUGAAUUGUUGUAAACAUUGAAAUUAAUAUAUUCUAGUAAUAGUUAUUAUAUAAAUCCGUGGGGAUCGAACCCACGACCUCUCGGCAUGAUGACCUAUUGAGGCUUCAUAUUGUAGGAGUAUUAUAGAGGAUGAGACAGUAUUUUAAUUUAUACAUAGUAAGAGGCGACUAUUGAACGAAUUUUGUAUUUUGUCUAUUCUUCCAUUUUUGUUAAAGUUAUUAGUGCAUUAAGUUCGAUCAACAAUCUAAUAUAAACAUAAUAUACGUUUCUAAACAAAACAUAAAGACCAGAGUUUUACGCCAGUGGGUAAACCUUGAUUUUACGCAUCGAUUACGAGCAACAAAAACGAGUUUUCCGUGCUUGUAAGAUGAAAAAUAAUUUAGAAAUGUUUGUACAAAAUUAAAUGAUAAUAUUUAUAUUGCUUUGAUGUUAUUUUGUAUUAAAUUGUUAAUCGAAGUAAUUUUAACAUCAUAGUGAUUCCCAAAACCAUCAAAAGAAAUAUUGUAAAUAGUAAAUCAUAAACAGCGCUUCCUUAUAAAUAUAGCUUUGGAAAGCCAUUCUAUAAAUGUGAUAAUUUUAAGCGAACGUAGGUAUGUGUAAUAUAUCGUCACUUUUUAGAAGUAAAGAUGCUAUUUGAUGUUAAGUAUUUAUUAAAAUGUAAACUAAAGCCAUCGAGACGAGAUAUAAAGAUCUUGGUUUUAACCAAAAACUACAUAAGAACAGAAAUCGUAUUUUUAUUAGUAGUUAAAUUAGCAGACGCGAAAAUUGGUCUACCCGUUUCAGAGACUAGCCUGAUCAAAUAAACAAACAUUUUUGUACAAACAGAAACUUUAAUUUAAUUUGUUGCGAAGCUGCGACUUCGUGAUCAGAAGAAUACAAAAAUUGUGGUAAAAAAGCUUUUUAAUUUAAAAAAAAAAUGUAAACACCAUGUAACGCCACUUGGUUUAACGACAAACUCGCUAAAGCGUCGACAUCACAUGACUUUGAUUGCUUUAGCUUGCCUUCCAUUACAAUGAUAUACUCUUUAAAGCGUUACACCCACUCUCUAUAACGACAACAAUUAGUAAUAAAAAGUACAUUAUAAGUGGCCAAAAUUAGUGAAAACCGCGCAGCUGUGAACGUUCUUUUGUCGUUUUAUUAUCCUAGCCCGUAAUAAACUUGAUUGUCGGCAUCAUGCAAAAAGCUUUCUAAGCAAUUUGCUCGUUUGUUUACAAAUUGGGAUCGGAUGUGUACACUGUUCUUGACCAUGACUAAUAAAUAGAAUUCAUGGACUUAAUACGUCAUUUAUCAUAUUUUUAGUUGUUAACAAAGUUUCAAACUGUAAACAUGGAUAGUAGAAGAAACGACAACUCCCAAACACAAAUUGUACGGUCCCUUUAGUGUCGUUAUAUAGAGUGUUCACUGUAUAUGAAAGAAUCAACAAAAUAUUUUUAACGGUAUAAUAAUUUAUUUAUUUAUCUUCUUUAUUUCAUCUCGAUGGCUCUGCUUUAUCAAUUAACAUAUAGACCGAAGCUUUACAAGCUUCAUAGAGUAUUAUGUAUAUAGUUGGCUAUGAUUAGACACACUACACACAGCCGACGCGGCGAGGUGUGGCGUCGUGUGUUAUAAGUGUGUUUCUGCCUUAAGAGUGAAGUAUUCUAAUUAAUAAAGGUAACAAGGUUCUUCCCCUCCACAUAGCCUUAAAAUGGGGGACAUCUGUGGAGUUUAUAGGAAAACCAUAAGUGAGUCCUGGCAUGCAUAGUGUAGGGGUUGCGGGGUAUGACGUCAGAGGCUCGGACUAAUUACAUAAGGACCAGCCAUGCUAGACGUUACUUUUCUGUCAAAGUAUAUGAUCAACGAUUUUAUGCAAUUAUUAAAACUGUCUCUAUAGAAUCAAUGUUUCAUAGUUGUAAUCGUGUUCGUCGGUUAAAGAGCUUCGUAAAAAUAGCUUUUUGUGGUGUAAAACACGGUCAACAACUUCUAUUUUUGUAUAAGAUAAAGUAAUCUAAGCUCAUUUUCCUUUAAAAUGAUAGACAAUUCUGUUCGUGAAUUUGGGUGCGAAACCAGUCUUUAUGUAAUUAGUCUGAGCGUCAGAGGGGAUCCGCCGUGCGUACGUGCAUGCGUGCAUGCGUGCGUGCGUGUGAGUGCGUGCGUGUGCGUAUGUGUGUGUGAGUAUGUGUAUUUGUCGUUAGUUUAUUUCGUUACGUGGCGAUGGAUGCCAGUUUACUCUGCCGUAAGCGGCAUAAAAUACCCCGCACCAUGUACUGCGCAUUCGAUGACUCACUUGCGCUUUGUCUAUAGAGGUUUUGUUGUUUACCUCCACUUUAAUACUCAGUGUAUAAAUAUGUAUAGGACAAAUACAUUUAUAAAUAUGUACUGCAAGUGAAACUUCUUUGGAUUUAAAGUAGGGAUUAAAAUUGAAUUGUCGUUUAACCAAAAACUACCAAUUUAAGUUUGCAUUGAUGACAACUGCGGAACCCUACACUGCGUAUGGUCCGACACGCACUUGGAGUCUUGGCAACCGAUUCUAUGAAUACAUUUUAUGAACUCUGGCAGUUCAUAAAAUGUAUUUAGAGCAGUUAUUGAAUUUAUAUUUAAUAAAGUUUUUCUUUCCAAAGAAAUUUCACUUAUAAAAGAGUAUUAAAAUUUGUAUUACAAUCUCUUAAUUAGUUAGUAGUAUUUAUGUACCUUUAACUUAAGUAUUAGCUUAUUUAUUUAUUUAUAUUUACUAUAUUUUAUAGGUAGUUAAUCGGUUACUUAAAUCUGCAUUGAAAUAAUUAUCUUCCACAUACUGCUAAAUAAGUUGAUUAUUGAAAAAAUGCAUUCCAAAAAUACAUAAUUAUGUAAUUUAUUAAAGUUUCAUUGAGUGAAAGGAAAUUAAUAAUUACUCGUAUGUUACUUAUUUUCAAUUAAUGAUAAUUAUAAAUGUGAUUGAAAUUUUUUUGGAGUUUUCCACAAAAUAUCCAAUGAAGUACUGCCAGGCUAAUUUACCUUGUUAUUGGUAAACAAGAUAAUGAUUAAUGAGUAUGGUUCACCAAUGAGUCCUUAACUAGUCGGCAUUGUUCCGACAAGAACCUAAUAGUUCAUUGUAAAAAAAUGCCGGUUUUAAACUUUAGUACUUAAAUUAUUUAUUUGGCCAAUUAGAAAUUAUAAAAACGUAAGAAUGAAAGAAAAAAGAAAGCGAUAAGCGUUCACUUUGCGUCCGAAUUUUUUUCAAUUGUUUUUUAAGAAUUACUCAAGUCUUAAGACUUUAAACGUAACCAAUCCCACAUUCCUCUCCAACUAACUGAAAACCUGUGCCGGGGGUAAGAAAAUACUUAGACGGGUGGGAUGAUAAUUGGUCUUAACGUCCGGAUGCAGUAUAAAAACAUAGACGUACCUUAAAUGUCUCGGUCUUCGCUUAUUUAUGAGAUUAAGGUGAUUGCACAUUACUAGAAGAGCCGCACUUAUAAAAAUUGCACAGAGAGUGAGAGUGCACAGAUUUGUUGCCUAAGGCAUGCAUUGCACAGAAAAAUUAUACUAACAAAUUAUUCUAUAUAAGUAUAGAAAAAAAAUAUGAUCAUCUUUAGUGUAUUUUAUAUUAUUAUCAUUCACACACAAAUGCUUGUGUUAGGUAGUGGAUAGUAUAACAUUUCACACAGUGCUCAGGUAGUACAAAUCAUGGUCAUGGAUCUUUAGACAGUGAUCCAGGAUUAUUUAUGUUUUUAGGGGUUUCACUACGCAGCCAACGAGGACAACGAUAAAUAUAUAAAUUAAAUAUAAUAUAUGUAUUUAUUUUUUUGUUUGUCUUCUUUAUGCUAUAAAACCGUUCUUGUCUGCGAUGAAAUUUAGUAGUAGUGCGGUUGUGCAUAAAUUUUCAAAGGAUUAUAACCAAACCUGAAGUACCUAUCCAGUUCUUUACUAAAGAUCGUAGUUUUUAAACCAUAAUUUUUAUCAUUAUAUUAUCUAUUUGGAGAAUUGUAUAAUAACAUAAAACGUAAGCGAUCUAUAAGUAAUGUGCGAUCACUGUUACUCGAAUGUAUUGUUAGCAUUCCUUUGUUAUUUGUUUUUAAUGUUAUUGUACCAAGACGUAUUAUCUUUUUUAUAAUAAAAUUUUUGAAAUUA